AUGCCUCCACGGAAGGAACCCCCAAGCCAUCGACAUGCGACGCCGAGCGGCCCUUGGCCGUUCUUGGACGUGAGCGAUGAGAUAGAUCCUAAACAACUUCAACAACCACCACCGCAACCUCAAAUUGACAAUGACGAUCCAAAUGAAAACUUCUCAUCUCAAGAUCAAGAAACGAAUCACAAGUGGAGGGGAUAUCCUCAAGCCCAGUUUACAAACUGGACGGAUUAUCAGCAGGAGAAGAGUGGAAUUGCAAAGGUUGUCAAACGCAAAUCUCCUGGGGAAUGUCGAGUCUUCAAAGUAGACAUUUGGUCUGAUGGAACCUUUCAUAAUGAAGAGGAGAUGAUAGUACAGGCAGAAGAACAACGUUCUAUGGAUAACUUCUGGGAUGGCAUUCAACAGAAACCUACUUCGCAAGUGAGAGUAAGAGCACUCUUCGUAGAUAAUUUAUCGGGACCAGUGCUUCAAAUGUUGGGGACCAGGUUCCAAAUCGAACCGUUUUUCUUUUCGUCGUCACUCAAGUCUAUCCCUUCGAGAUACCAAGAACAAGUGCAGCCCGGUAAAGGCGACCAUAUAACCAUUACCUUGAGCUUCAUUCGUCCACUUUCAACCGCCUCCCGGGAACCUUCUAUCUUAAGUGCUACAGGCGGUGACGGUAGCUAUGCUUCCUAUGAACAGGAACCUGCUAUUGAUAUUAGUGGGCCGUUGAAGCUUCAGAGCACCCCUGAUAAAGUACUCGUUCCUGACCUUAUCUCCUUUCACAUUAUUCGAAGGCGGGCCAACCCAUCUGAGUAUAAUGAUCCAAGAAGGGCAAACUCAGUCUCUUCCAUUACCCGCGGCCCAAUACGCCGUACUUCAACGGCCAGUUCACUCUCCCAGGUACAUAGUACCACAAGUACUAUAAUAUCCUAUCAUCCGCCUUCUUCUUCAGGUUACCAAGCUACUUCCGCUAGUACCAUGCGCAUGAGGCUUUUGGCGGCAGGUCGGUCCGUUUAUUGGUCCAGAAUCUUUCAAUCCACUGUGCCGGUUGGUGACCCUACGUUUGUAGCUUUGAGCAUGUUGUGGUACGCCAUGUACGCUUGGGACGAGGUGAUCGAGCUUUUAUUGAGUGAAGUAGGUUGGCUGGAAUCUCAAACUCUGUCAACGCUUCCUCACCCUGAUCACCCGGAGAGAGACCCGCAUCGAACACUACAUCUCCUGACUAAUCAGCUGCACGUUUUGCGAGCGCAUCUUUUACAUUACCAAAACUUGCUUAGCGAUUUCAGGAAAAGUGUCAUGUUCCUGCGAAAGACUGCUAACCCAGCGAACGACACCCCAUCCCCAGAGACCAAUAUACAAGCAGGGCAUAAUAGACGACCAUCGGUCCCAAGAGUAGCGACAGGAGAUUCGAUCGCUGUUCGUCCACUAGCGACUGUGCCCGAAAGCCCGUUAUCCGCCCCUGCUUCGGUGGUUUCGGCAUGCCAGGAAACGUCAGAGCAACUAUCAUCAGCAGGAAGAAGUGCUGGUGGUGGUGGUAGUGCUGGCCCUCAGGCACCGUGGCUGUUACGGGAGCAACAUGGCAAUCGGUUCUUAGAUGAAGACGCGAUAGACUUUUAUAUGGACCUCGAUAUUGACGAACCUGAGGAAAGUGAGCCUCAGGAGAGGAUGCUGAAGAAGGAGUCGAGAAUACUUUUGAAUGAAAUUGAAAGGUUGGAGAUGACGAGUAGGAUGUUGGAUAAGCGGUUGGGGAACGUGAUGCAGUUGGCUUUUAGUAGCGUGAAUAUCGAGGAUAGUAAAAGGAUGUCGGAGCUGGCCGAAGCCUCGGGUCGGGAUAGUGCUGUCAUGAAACAGAUUUCCUAUCUCACUAUGAUAUUCUUACCUGCAUCUUUCAUCGCCACCGUUUUCGGUAUGAACGUGAAAGAAAUUAAUGAGGGUACUUUUGCUACCCUUUCCCAAUAUUUCGCGACAGCAAUACCGCUCACCCUUGUCACUGUGUGGAUAAUGAUGAUAUUAUACCACAGUUCAAAACUGUCGCCUAAAAUGACACCAUCCACUUUCAUUGGCGUAGGGCCGUCGAGUAUCUGGCACAGGGGCUUUUCUGCUAUGUGGCGGCCACUCGGAAUUCUUUUGCGUGGAUUGUCUCCGUGGCGUCCUACUACUACUUCUGAAAAGGUGGCUGGGUUGCGGGGCUGGUCGUCGAGUAUGAACGGGACGAAGUCGAGGUUGACAAGUGCGAGGAAUAGUGCGAGAACUCGUGCUUCUACUAUACGACAAAUCGUGAACGGACGAGAUACGCCGGAGGUUGAUGUGUGA
Messenger RNA from Marasmius oreades (fairy-ring Marasmius), 2289 nucleotides. RefSeq lists its product as uncharacterized. The record is from RefSeq and is a predicted model, not a curated record. The transcript has 11 exons. Gene Ontology annotation, molecular function: cobalt ion transmembrane transporter activity; magnesium ion binding; cobalt ion binding. Gene Ontology annotation, cellular component: membrane. Bases 1 to 2289 code for a protein of 762 amino acids. Gene Ontology annotation, biological process: metal ion transport; transmembrane transport. NCBI's taxonomy places the organism in Eukaryota, Fungi, Basidiomycota, Agaricomycetes, Agaricales, Marasmiaceae.